Messenger RNA from Elephantulus edwardii (Cape elephant shrew), 1200 nucleotides. RefSeq names its product E2F transcription factor 4, p107/p130-binding (gene E2F4). Gene Ontology annotation, biological process: regulation of transcription by RNA polymerase II. Gene Ontology annotation, cellular component: RNA polymerase II transcription regulator complex. Gene Ontology annotation, molecular function: RNA polymerase II cis-regulatory region sequence-specific DNA binding; protein dimerization activity; DNA-binding transcription factor activity, RNA polymerase II-specific. The transcript has 10 exons. Bases 1 to 1200 code for a protein of 399 amino acids. Lineage: Eukaryota; Metazoa; Chordata; Mammalia; Macroscelidea; Macroscelididae. The record is from RefSeq and is a predicted model, not a curated record.
AUGGCAGAGGCCGGGCCCCAGGCGCCGCCGCCCCCGGGCACGCCAAGCCGGCACGAGAAGAGCCUCGGACUUCUCACUACCAAGUUCGUGUCACUUCUGCAAGAGGCCAAGGACGGUGUGCUUGACCUCAAGCUGGCAGCUGACACCCUAGCUGUGCGUCAGAAGCGGCGGAUUUACGACAUUACUAAUGUACUGGAAGGCAUCGGGCUGAUUGAGAAGAAAUCCAAGAACAGCAUCCAGUGGAAGGGCGUGGGACCUGGCUGCAAUACCCGGGAGAUUGCGGAUAAGUUGAUUGAACUCAAGGCGGAGAUCGAGUUGCUGCAGCAACGGGAACAAGAACUGGACCAGCACAAGGUGUGGGUGCAGCAAAGCAUCCGAAAUGUCACAGAGGACGUGCAGAACAGCUGCUUGGCCUACGUGACUCAUGAGGACGUCUGCCGAUGCUUUGCUGGAGAUACCCUUCUGGCCAUCCGGGCCCCAUCAGGGACCAGCCUAGAGGUGCCCAUCCCAGAGGGCCUUAAUGGGCAGAAGAAGUAUCAGAUUCAUCUGAAGAGUCUGAGUGGUCCCAUUGAUGUGCUGCUGGUGAACAAGGAGGGCUGGAGCUCACCACCUGUGGCUGUGCCUGUCCCACCACCUGAAGAUCUGCUCCAGGGCCCACCUCCGGUCUCUCCCCCUCCACCUCUGCCUACACCUGCCCAGCCUCAGGAAACCUCACGGCCAAGUAGUCCCCAGCCAUCCACCCCUGCACCUGUCUCCAGCAGCAGCGAGGCCCACGGGGCGGCUGGUCCAGUAGCUGAAAGCACAGUGAGUUUCAGCCCCGGAACGGACAGCAAGGACAGUGGUGAGCUCAACUCGCUUCCUCUGGGCCCGACCGCACUGGACACUCAGCCGCUGCAGUCUUCUGCCCUGCUGGAUAGCAGCGGCAGCAACAGUUCAUCAGGACUCAAUCCUUCUACCUCCUUUGAGCCAAUCAAAGCAGACUCCACAGGUGAUCUGGACUUCACUAAAGAGUUCUCAGAAAUCCUGGAGCCCACGACAGAAUGCAUGAGCUCAGAGCUGCUAGAGGAGCUGAUGUCAUCAGAAGUGUUUGCCCCCCUCCUCCGGCUCUCUCCACCCCCUGGAGACCAUGACUACAUCUACAACCUGGACGAUAGUGAAGGUGUCUGUGACCUCUUUGAUGUGCCUGUUUUUAACCUCUGA